AUGGCAAAAGCGAUGGAUUCUCUUCCUGGCAGCAUUCGCUGCUAUGUUUCGCCGAUGAGCAGUUUCAUAUUCUACCCAGCGAUCACGUCAAUAGCAUCGGAUCUUGGCGUGACUGUUGGGAACGUGAACCUGGCUAUCACAACGUAUAUGAUAGUUUCGGGCAUCACCCCAGCUCUACUGGGGAAUGCCGCUGACAAAUUUGGUCGACGGCCUAUUUAUAUUCUGGCAUUGUCAAUUUACAUCGUCGCAAACAUUGGCCUGGCCCUUCAAAGCAGCUUUCCAGCCUUAUUGGUGUCGAGGAUGUUGCAAAGCGCGGGGAGCUCCGGGACUAUUUCACUUGGGUACGGGAUCAUUUCAGACAUCGCGAGUCCUUCUGAGAGAGGUUCGUAUGUCGGUCUGUUCAACCUUGGUCCCAAUGUAGCACCGCCUCUCGGGCCAGUCCUGGGCGGUGCUAUUGCUGCUAAUUUGGGAUGGAGGUGGAUAUUCUGGUUUAUUGCGAUCCUCGGCGGUACCUGCCUCCUACUGGUGUUCCUCGCGUUGAGCGAGACAGCUCGAGGUGUCGUUGGUAAUGGCCAGGUUCCUGCCAAUGGUCUCAACCGGAUGCCCAUACCUUUCGUCUUGAAUGGGAAGAAAGGCGAUACGGAGGUGUACAACGAGCCGGCAGAAGCUCGCAAGUGGUCUUUUCCUAACCCUAUAACUUGUCUCAAGCUCCUCCUCGAAAAUGACAUCUUCAUUGUGCUGCUCUGCAACGGAAUCUACUACGCCACUUAUUGUUGUGUGCAGGCAUCCCUGUAA
Messenger RNA from Anthostomella pinea, 795 nucleotides. NCBI's taxonomy places the organism in Eukaryota, Fungi, Ascomycota, Sordariomycetes, Xylariales, Xylariaceae. The record is from the annotation of a GenBank genome assembly.